This is a messenger RNA of Bombus terrestris (buff-tailed bumblebee), 2347 nucleotides long. RefSeq lists its product as uncharacterized. Bases 1137 to 2345 code for a protein of 402 amino acids. The transcript has 7 exons. NCBI's taxonomy places the organism in Eukaryota, Metazoa, Arthropoda, Insecta, Hymenoptera, Apidae. The record is from RefSeq and is a predicted model, not a curated record.
UCGAUGUAAAUUUAGAUACAAAAACAUUUUCUUUAAACAUAUUUAUCCCUUAAUCUUGUUCGCAAAUAGUUAUUGUUGCGUCAAACUCAAUUACUUUGCUAAUUACGAAGAUUUAAUUAGACUCAGCGAGAAGUAAAAGAGAUGCCUGUGCAAACUGUGAGCAGAUGCGAGCUAUGCAAUCGCGCUAUACAAUUUUUCGCAAGUUCUUCAGCUGUGAUGCAGCCUACGAUUCAACAAGCACCUUGCGCACCUUGUCCUGCAUUUCUACAGCUUCUUAGAGGAUCGGCGUGUUGUACAGGGUUGGUAUCAUGCUGCAUUCAUAAAUGAUUAGCACAAUUGACGUUACCAAAGGAACUUCCACGAAAUUUCAUAUUACGUAUAUGUAAAAAUAUUAUUUCUUCGAUGAACGAAUGAAAUAUAUUUUAAUAAUUUUUGUCGUGAUUAGUUGUAGGUGUGUCACAGGUAUAAUUCAAGUAUCGCAGCAAAGCCAACAGCAGCAAACGCAGCGAGUAGAGCAAUCGAAGCAAGAUAAGGAAACGGUAAAGGAACAAACGGACAGAGUGCAAUCGGUGGAGAAGAAAUCCUACGAUAUGUUGACGAGUGAGAAAGCUCGCCUAAAUCAGAUUGCGAGUACAGGAGUUAAUUUGACAGCAAACGCGUGAUUUUUCUUAGUUCUAACAGUAUAAUCAUCUUCCAAUAUUAUAAAACAUUUUAAAUUAUGGUAAAUAUACGGAUAAAACGUAGAAAAGUGAUUAUUUCUUCGGUAAACAAGAACAAACGAGAAAAACGCAACGUUCUAUUGUGCCACAGAAAAUGCUUCGGCUAUAUAUUGGAUAUAGAAAAAAUUCCACGUAUUUCCUUUUAGUUUUAUACUCCUCCCUCAUCUUUCUUACAUCGGCGUAUCUAUAGUGCUGCAAUUUAAUCUCUUAAAUUAAUCACUAGACGUUCCCUUUUUCGAAGGCACACAACACGAAGCGCAAGAUCCGGAUUUAAGAGAAGUCUCGAAAACGAAAAUCACGAAAUUCACUCUCGGUUCUUACUGCGUGACGCCGAAAACUCACACAUCGUGCCAAACUGUCUCGAAAGCGACGAAGAAAGGUGAAUUAGAAGAAGUGAAGAAGGUAAAGGUAAAUGCAAUGAGAAAGGAGAAGGAGGCGAAGAACAAGAAAAAUGAGAAAGAUGAGAAGAAAGAGAAACCAACGAGUAGGACGAACAAGUCGAAAUCUCCACAGAAGACAAAGUUAAAUAAAGAUGUGGAACCUUCUACGGACAAACCAGAGAAAUCUUUCAAGGAAACAGAUUUCAUAUCUAAAAACCCAACGGUAUCCCCCACGUUAGAAACAUUAGAUUCUGUUUUGGAAGCUACAGACAGCCAAUUGGAAAAUAUCCAUAAGUUGAAUCCUGUAGCAUCGAAGGUGUUAAUUCCCCCACCACGCCAGGUAGCAGAAAUGAUAAAUCGUUUGCAAGAAAUCGAGAAUCAACCGAGAACGAAACCAGAGAAUCCAUCGAUAUUUGAAGAUAAUGAAAAAAACGAAAAACAAACGGAAAACAACGGAAAGAGUACUCUUACUGAAGAUUCGAUCAACAUGGACGAAGUGUUAAACCAUACAGUAUAUCUGAAUUCGAAAGAAAAUGUAAAAAAGACUAAAGUUUCUGAUGAUCGAUUGAAGAACGAUAAAUCAACUGUAGAACAGGCAUUGGAAACUGAUUCAGAAUCUCAAUCUCAAGCGGAAACACAAACAACUCAUACAGAAAUGACCAAUUCAGCUACCAGAAUGAAAAGAAUGCAUGGGUUCCGAAAAAACAACAAAGUUGAACCUACUAAACUGUCAUACACUGAGGUCGAUAUCCAAACUCCUGAUUAUAGUGGGAAUUCUAACCCCAGGAAGAUAGAGACAGCAGAGGAACUUGUCGAAGAGAAACAGAUCAAUCCUGAACGAAAAGUUAUAAAUAUUUGUCCAGUUUGCAACAGGACACAGGUACCUGUAUCGCCUAGUUCCUUACAGUAUUAUACUGCUCAUAGAGACAAACAAGGACGAUUCUACUGUGAAUAUUGCGCGACUCCAAAUACGAUAAAGGGAUUAUGUAAAGGUGAGCAAAAACGUUUAAAAUGCACUGGAUGUGGCGAGUAUCUACGUACUAAGAGCAGUCAGGUAAGAAGUUCAGUUUUGUUGCAUAGAACUUAUUUAGUAAUUUACGCUACGCUUAUUUUUAUUUUCAGAGCACUCGAAAUAAAUCUGACAAUUGUCCACGAUGUGCUUCAAUACCAAGACCUGCACAAUCAAGUGUGCCAGCAUAAUUUUCUCAAAAAAAAAGAGAGAAAAACAGAUAAAAUGUGUUCUUAGAU